Ziziphus jujuba (common jujube) is the source of this 2034-nucleotide messenger RNA. RefSeq names its product pyruvate kinase 1, cytosolic. Bases 205 to 1788 code for a protein of 527 amino acids. Gene Ontology annotation, biological process: glycolytic process. Gene Ontology annotation, cellular component: cytoplasm. Lineage: Eukaryota; Viridiplantae; Streptophyta; Magnoliopsida; Rosales; Rhamnaceae. The record is from RefSeq and is a predicted model, not a curated record. Gene Ontology annotation, molecular function: pyruvate kinase activity; potassium ion binding; magnesium ion binding. The transcript has 16 exons.
AUUAUUAAUUUCGGACAAAAAAAUAACAAUAAUAAUAAUAAUUAAGAAAAAAAAAUAAAUAAAGAAAAUUAUAAAAGAAGCUCAAAACUCACGCGAUCUUCGAUCAAGCACAUUUUCUCAGUCGGUUUCAACUUUUUUUAUUUUAUUUCCUUUUUCGGUCCUGGAUCACUGUUAGUCUCUCUGUUUGGUUUCCGAGAAAAAAAAAUGCACGCAAACCAGUUGCUUCUCGAAGAGCCUAUACGGAUGGCUUCCAUCUUGGAGCCUUCUAAGCCUACUUUCUUUCCAGCAAUGACAAAGAUUGUUGGUACACUUGGUCCAAAAUCACGAUCUGUAGAUAUAAUUUCCGAUUGCCUGAAGGCAGGAAUGUCUGUUGCUAGAUUUGAUUUUUCAUGGGGUAAUGCUGAAUUUCACCAAGAGACAUUGGAAAAUUUGAAGAAAGCAAUCAAGAAUACCCAGAAGCUCUGUGCAGUUAUGUUAGAUACAGUGGGUCCAGAGUUGCAGGUAGUUAAUAAAACUGAGCAUCCCAUUUCCCUUGAGGCUGACACUUUGGUUGUCCUUACACCAGAUGUAGAAAAAGAGGCCUCUUCUAAUCUUUUACCCGUAAACUAUUGUGGGCUGUCGAAGGCAGUAAAGAAGGGAGACAGUAUUUUUAUUGGUCAAUACCUUUUUACAGGAAGUGAAACUACUUCUGUGUGGCUGGAGGUAAGUGAAAUGAAGGGUGAAGAUGUGGUUUGUCUGAUUAAGAACUCUGCUACCUUGGCUGGAUCAUUGUAUACUUUGCAUGUCUCUCAAAUUCAUAUUGAUCUUCCUACACUUACAGAUCAAGAUAAGGAGGUAAUAACCACAUGGGGCGUUAAAAACAAUAUAGACUUUCUCUCGUUGUCAUACACUCGGCAUGCUGAAGAUGUCCGCCAUGCUCGUCAAUUUCUUUCUAAUUUGGGUAACCUCAACGAAACUCAAAUUUUUGCAAAGAUUGAAAAUGUAGAGGGAUUACAUCAUUUUGAUGAGAUCUUGCAAGAAGCAGAUGGUAUCAUCCUCUCUCGUGGAAAUUUGGGGAUCGAUCUCCCACCAGAAAAGGUGUUUUUGUUUCAAAAAGCUGCUGUUUACAAGUGCAAUAUGGCUGGAAAGCCAGCAGUAGUGACUCGUGUUGUGGACAGUAUGACUGACAACCUAAGACCUACUCGUGCUGAAGCUACAGAUGUUGCCAAUGCAGUAUUGGAUGGAAGUGAUGCUAUUCUUCUAGGGGCAGAGACCUUGAGGGGAUUGUACCCUGUUGAGACCAUUUCGACCGUUGGAAAGAUUUGUGCUGAGGCAGAGAAGGUUUUUAAUCAGGAGGUAUAUUUCAAGAAGGCUGUCAAACGUGUUGGCGAACCUAUGACCCACUUGGAAUCUAUUGCCUCCACUGCAGUACGUGCAGCAAUUAAAGUGAAGGCCUCUGUAAUCAUUUGCUUCACUUCAUCUGGAAGAGCGGCAAGGUUGAUUGCUAAGUAUAGGCCAACAAUGCCUGUGAUUUCUGUUGUCAUCCCUCGUCUAAAGACAAACCAACUCCGCUGGACUUUUUCUGGUGCUUUUGAGGCAAGGCAAUCGCUAACGGUCAGAGGCCUUUUCCCCAUGCUUGCUGAUCCUCGACAUCCUGCUGAAUCUACAAAUGCAGCAAAUGGAUCCAUCUUGAAAGUUGCUUUGGAUCAUGGGAAAGCCUCAGGUCUAAUAAAGUCACAUGACCGUGUUGUUGUUUGCCAGAAAGUAGGUGAUGUAUCUGUGGUGAAGAUCAUCGAGCUUGAAGAUUAGACUUUAUUUUGAUCUUUACGAACAUUUUCCAGCUUACUAGUUUGAAAAUAAGCAAUGGUAUACAACAUGCAUAAGAGAGUGUGGUUUGGUUAUCAAUGUAUGCUCUUUCAACUUGAUUAGGUCAAUAUCUAUUUCUGCCUUGAUUCUGUAUAAAUAUAUCCUUAUGCUUUGCCUGAAGGAUUUUGUAACUCAACUAGAUUUUGUCUAUGCUACAUAAACUAAAUCAAAACUGUGACUUCUUCAAAA